GCUUCCCGUAGCUCUUCACUUUCUUUUAAUUCUUAUGCCUCCUGCAAAACCUAUUGGCGAAUUGGCUGUAGUCGCCCUCAAAGCCCGCAAUCUCCCUGACAGAGAGAUUGUCGGCAAGCAAGAUCCGUUUUGCGUGUUUCGGUUAGGUGACCAAGCCAAGAAGACCAAAACUGACCAUCGUGGUGGCCAGCACCCUCUAUGGGACGAUCAGGUGAACCUGAUUGUUCCGGAAGGGAAGACAAAAAUGAUUGUUCAGCUUUUUGAUGAAGAUAAGCGAAAAGAGGACUUGAUUUCUGAGGGCGAGGUUGACUUGACCCACGUUCUUAAGGAAGGCGAACAAGAUGAAUGGUUUGAUCUUCAAUACAAGGGACGUUCAGCUGGACAAAUCUAUCUUGAGCUGACGUUUUACUCUGCUUCAGCACCACCAAGACCAACCAACCAACCAGUGCGUAUGCCACCGCAGCAACGUCCACAUGGAGCACCUGUACAUCCGCAACAACGUCCUGGUCCUCCUCCACCAGGUCAGAAUGUACCUGGCGUUGGCCCUGCUCCAUACCGUCCACCACCUCCUCCUGAACAGUUUCAACAAGCUAACCAAAUGGCACGGCCGCAUGUUCCACCACCCUUGAACGGGCCACAGGCUUCAUCUAACUCGACUCCGUUAUAUCCACACAAUCGUCCUGCUAAUGCAAGGCAAUCGCCACCUGGAGCAUAUAGCCGUCCUCCUCAAACAUAUCCUAGUCAACCCGCUGGUCCACCGCAAUCAUAUCCCAGUCAACAGGCUGGUCCACCGCAAUCCUAUCCUAAUCAGCGGCCUGGCCCACCACAAGCAUAUCCGAAUCAGCCAUCUGGUCCACCGCAAUCCUAUCCAAGUCAACCGGGUGGUCCACCCCAAGCGUAUCCUAACCAGCCGCCUGGUCCACCCCAAGCAUAUCCCAAUCAGCAUCCCGGUGGUGGUGGUUCACGUCCCCCGCCAGCUCACUCUCCUCCGGAUGGCUAUAAUCGACCCCCUUACCCACUAUCUCAGCAACCUCCAGGUGCCUAUCCCCCGACUCCUCCGCAAAACCAGUCGACAUCCUUAUUGACUUCGGCUUACAAUCCGCAACACCGACCACCGCCCCCAAGCCCUCACUCUCAACAGUAUCCGUCUGGUGGAUUUUCCGGAGGAUUUCAGUCAAUGCCGCCACCACCGCAAGGUCAGCGACCACCUUAUCCUUCUCCUGGAGGAGGUCCUUCCAUGACCAUUCCGGAACCUCAGCAUUAUUCCAACUACCAACCGUCUUUUGAUGAUAACGGCCAGCCUUUUGCAGCCCAUAACAGCCCCUAUCCUUCAUCAGCGGCGCGUCCAAUGCCUGGUUACCCACCUUACCCACCUCGCUAAGUAGGAUCUGCGUGUACCAUAGAGAGAGAAAGCGCGCGCCCCCCAGGUAAUGGUGGGAAGGCUUUGAGUAGGGAGUGAAUGCGUACCAGCUGCUCACAUUGUGGUAGCGUUGGUUAUUCUUUCUCGAUUUUCUUUUAUUUUCUGCAAUCCUCAUGUUUGGUAUCAAAAGCAACGUUUACUUCUAUGAUUCCGUUUUAUUUCUGAUUAACUGCCUCUUUUUUUUUUUUUUUUAUAAACUAAAAAAUAUAUUAAAAACAGG
Molecule: messenger RNA, 1640 nt
Organism: Umbelopsis ramanniana AG
Lineage: Eukaryota; Fungi; Mucoromycota; Umbelopsidomycetes; Umbelopsidales; Umbelopsidaceae
Exons: 7
Coding region: 35-1381 (448 amino acids)
Source: RefSeq, a predicted model, not a curated record